UCGGUCCCUCGCCUGCCGCCGCUUAGAGCCUGCGGACAUUUUGUCUGAAAAAGGCAGAGCGUAAAUGCCACACCGGCUCGGGGGUGUUAGAAUGCAGGCGGCACCCGCUGGAGACCCGGACAGCGGCCGCAGAGGGGAGAUCCCGGCGCCUGAGGCGUCGGAGGCGCCGUUGGGCGACGGCGGGAGCGGAGGUGCCCGCACGGAGCGUGAGGGCAGCGCUGGGAGCACAGCUGAUAAAACUCAAGAGAAAGAAGUCAACUGUGUGUCCAGAGCAGAUCAAGAGAAUGAACAAAAAUCAGAUAUUGAUCAGAAGUCUGGAACCCGCUCAUCCAGCCAAAGUAUAGAAGAAAAGAGAGGCUCUGUAAGAAUGACAAAAAAGAUUCUGUUAGACAUCUGUAAACAGCAGAAAUUAUACUGGACCCCGUACUUAAAUGAUACACUGUACUUGCAUUAUAAAGGAUUUGAUCGACUGGAGAAUCUUGAAGAAUAUACAGGACUGAAGUGUUUGUGGCUGCAGUGCAAUGGCUUAAGAAAAAUUGAGAACUUGGAGGCUCAGACAGAGUUGCGUUGCCUCUACCUGCAACUCAAUUUAAUUGAGAAAAUUGAAAACCUUGAACCCUUACAAAAGCUGGAUUCCCUCAAUAUCAGUAACAACUACAUUAGAACCAUUGAGAAUCUCUCUUGUCUGAAAGUCCUGCAGACUCUGCAGAUCGCUCACAAUAAGUUACAGACAGUGGAAGACAUCCAGCACUUGCAGGAAUGCCCAAGUAUUUCUGUUCUUGAUCUUUCCCACAACAAUCUAAGUGAUCCAAGUAUUGUAGCUAUUCUGGAGACCAUGCCCAAUCUGCAUGUGCUGAAUUUGAUGGGAAAUGAGGUGAUAAGGAAAAUUGCUAACUAUAGAAAAACACUCACUGUUCGACUAAAACAGCUGACAUACCUGGAUGACAGACCAGUGUUCCCAAAGGAUAGAGCCUGUGCAGAAGCCUGGGCUGUUGGAGGGCUUGAAGCUGAGAAAGCAGAAAGGGAAAAAUGGGAAACCAGAGAGAGAAAAAAAAUCCAAGAUAGCAUUGAUGCUUUAGCAGCAAUUAGGCAAAGAGCACAGGAAAAGAGGAGACAAAAGAGCAUGGAAGGAGUUGCAACAGAUACCCAAGAAGAUCUACCAGGACAGGAGGCAACUACUGACCAGGCUGAGCUUCCUGAGAGGGAGGAGGAAUAUGCUGAAAUUGAACAGUUCAAACUGGAGACUCUGGCAGCACUUUAUCUUGAUGAACUGCCUGAUUUGGAAGAUGUAGUUGUAAGUGAGUUUCCCCCAGAAGAUGAAAUCUUUGUUCAAAAGCAGGACUAUCACCCAAAGAUUGAAAUAAUUUCUGAAGUGACAAAUGACAGCAAUUCUGCAUUAGAAGAAAACAAUGAAAGCAUGCUUGAGAAUUCAGUAGAAGAAGUUCCAACAGCAAUUUUUUCAAAUGUAUAUCAGAACCAUAAAGAGCAUGAAAAGGAGCACUUAAGACCCCUUCUCAAAAGCUUAUUUACAGAGCCUGAUAAUUCAGGAGGAUACCUGGAGAUCAAAGGUGAAGAGGUAGCCUCUCUGAAACCCUUGAUACAAGAGGUAAUCACUGAGCCCAAGGAUCCUCUGCUGUUGUCACCAGUCUGUCAUCAAGCAGAUGGCCCAAGCUCGUGGGAAGAGGAUGGUAAGAUUACAGUGACAUUAUCAGGGAAUGGCAGUGAUAGAAAAGCACAGGGCCUGGCUGAGGGGGAAGAAUGUCCUCAUAAAGCACAAGGUGACAAGGAUGAUGAGAGUGGAUUGGAUUAA
Molecule: messenger RNA, 1810 nt
Organism: Onychostruthus taczanowskii (white-rumped snowfinch)
Lineage: Eukaryota; Metazoa; Chordata; Aves; Passeriformes; Passeridae
Gene: DNAAF1
Product: dynein axonemal assembly factor 1
Exons: 11
Coding region: 65-1810 (581 amino acids)
Biological process (GO): cilium assembly
Cellular component (GO): axoneme
Molecular function (GO): dynein complex binding; protein binding
Source: RefSeq, a predicted model, not a curated record